AUGUUGAUAGAAAAUCGUUUCAGCAAUCACCAUCAACUGGUCAACACCAUUGCAUAUUGUCAACGGUUUGUGCAUAAACUUCGAUGUCGCAAUUUGUUUUCGUCCGUUGUUGUCCCACCCACUGGAAAGAAAAUAGAAAAUUUAGUUCCAAAACUCACUGCUGAAGAAAAAGAAAAUUCAGAAAAAUUCAUCAUUAAAUCACUCCAACAAUUUUUCUUCAACACUGAAAAGCAAGCAUUGGAGAAACAAGUUGAAAAUGAAACAUUGUUUUUGCCCAAAACUUCACACAUUCGUUCGCUAUCACCUUUUCUCCACGAAGGCAUAAUAAGAGUUGGUGGAAGAAUAAGUGAAGCAACUCAACUCACCUUUGAACAAAAACAUCCAAUCUUGCUUCCUCACUUCAUUUCAUUAAACACUAACACUUAG
Clunio marinus is the source of this 426-nucleotide messenger RNA. The record is from the annotation of a GenBank genome assembly. Lineage: Eukaryota; Metazoa; Arthropoda; Insecta; Diptera; Chironomidae.